Molecule: messenger RNA, 594 nt
Organism: Raphanus sativus (radish)
Lineage: Eukaryota; Viridiplantae; Streptophyta; Magnoliopsida; Brassicales; Brassicaceae
Exons: 2
Coding region: 20-403 (127 amino acids)
Molecular function (GO): nucleic acid binding
Source: RefSeq, a predicted model, not a curated record
GAGAAAGCGAGAGAAAGUCAUGUAUGAAUUAUAUGCUAAAGCGCGAGAUUUCAAACCGGACCCGGUAUACACCGACCAACAUUGUUUGUAUUUUACUUUCUCCAAUGGGCUUCCCCUGACUGAAACCCAGAUUAAAAACUUUUUCAACAGGGAUUACUCACCGUAUGUUGCGGAUGUGUUUGUGUUCCGACGUAAGGGAGGAAGGGGGCAACCGUUGUUUGGUAAAGUGGUAUUCAAGAAUACGGACUCACCAGACAAGAUCAUGCAAAACCGUGGAAAGGCCUUCUUCUAUGUGGAGGGGCGUCCGCUUUGGUGCCGAAGGUGGGUUUCUAAGAAGAAGGAAACAACAGCCUCCGCCAGUGACAGCCUCCGUGAUGGUGGAAGCCACCACGGUGGUGACUAGUGAACUGCGCGUUAACGAACUUGGUGAAGGGUGUGGAUUAAAUCUCUUUGUAUCGAGAGUUUUAUCUGUGAACCGAGUUCUGAAGAAUCUAUGUUUCUGGAAAGACAUGUUGUUUUCAAUUAUGGAAUAAGGAAACUGUAAAACUUAGUUCAGACAUGUUUUUUAAGAUUUAUUGAUAAACUGUUUUGAAU